AUGAAAAGCCGGUUACGAACAAAAGUUUGGUGGCCCAAAAUAGAUGAACAAGCAGAAAAGCUUGUUAAGGCUUGUAAAGGCUGUACGUUAGUAUCAGCACCAACUAUUUCUUAUUCAAUGAAAAGAAGACAGAUCCCUACAGGACCAUGGAUAGAUGUCGCUGUGGAUUUUAUGGGGCCUUUACCGAGCGGAGAUCACCUUUUUGUAGUAGUCGACUACUUUAGUAGAUACAAGGAAAUUAAAAUCAUGAAAAGUAUAACAGCAGCAAAUACCAUCAAUGCACUUAAAGAAAUAUUUUCAAGGUUAGGUUUUCCAGCCUCUAUUACCUGCGACAUUGGAAGACAAUUUACCAGCGAGGAAACCAAAUCAUUUUGUAAUGAAAAUGACAUAAAAAUUUAUUAUUCUAUUCCUUACUGGCCACAAAUGAAUGGCGAGGUGGAACGUAAAAUCGUGAUAUCCUGA
This is a messenger RNA of Diorhabda carinulata, 462 nucleotides long. RefSeq lists its product as uncharacterized. The record is from RefSeq and is a predicted model, not a curated record. Bases 1 to 462 code for a protein of 153 amino acids. NCBI's taxonomy places the organism in Eukaryota, Metazoa, Arthropoda, Insecta, Coleoptera, Chrysomelidae. Gene Ontology annotation, molecular function: nucleic acid binding. The transcript has a single exon. Gene Ontology annotation, biological process: DNA integration.